Molecule: messenger RNA, 1449 nt
Organism: Zeugodacus cucurbitae (melon fly)
Lineage: Eukaryota; Metazoa; Arthropoda; Insecta; Diptera; Tephritidae
Product: chronophin
Exons: 7
Coding region: 327-1292 (321 amino acids)
Cellular component (GO): cytoplasm
Molecular function (GO): phosphatase activity
Source: RefSeq, a predicted model, not a curated record
UUUGAACUUUUUUAAUAAAACUGCAAACUGAAACUUUAGAAGCUUUGUUUUGCUAAAUAUUCAUUAAUGAAGUUCCAAGCAAAUAAAUGUAUUUAUUGUACCAGUUGCUAAAGACUGUGAUGAUUACAUAAACAAUGAAACUUUUCAUAUGAAAUGUUUAUUUUUGAUUCAAAUUUCCAAUACAAGUUCUUGCAAUAAGAGCCACGAAAGUAUUUGUAACCUGAAGAUGCUAACAUCUGCAAUUUGCAGAGUUACUUGAGAUAAAGUUUUUAUAAAUACUACUAUGUAAGAAGACAACAAAAAGCAGCUGGCAAAACUGCAUACUCAUGGCUGUGGAUAUAUAUUCGAUUAAAGCAGAAACUACACAAAAAACACCAAAACAUAUUUUGAAAUUAAGCGUGAACGAAAAACGUGAAUUCUUGAAUUCAUUUGAUCGCAUCUUCUCCGAUGUAGAUGGCGUAGUUUGGACGGUUAACGAAUGCAUUCCUCGUGCUGCGGAAGGGUUCAAAGCACUCUCGGAUGCCGGUAAAAAAUACAGUUUUGUAACCAAUAACGGCGUAAGGUCUGAGAGUGAAUAUGCGCAACGCUUCAAAGAGAUUGGCAUCGAAUUUAAUGCGAAUGAAUUCGUGUACCCCGCCAAGAGCGUCGUGCAAUAUCUCGAUAGUAUUAACUUCAAGGGGCUCAUCUAUGUUAUGGCAACCGAUAAUUUCAAGAAGAGUCUACGCGAGGCGGGCUAUGAAUACAUUUUUGGUCCACUGAAGAUCAUUAAGGAAACUUACAGCGACUUAGCCAACCAUAUCUUUAGCAACGAGCCGGUGCGCGCUGUCAUACUAGAUGUCGACUUCAAUAUGUCCUCGCUGAAUCUCAUACGUGCACAUCUCUUUCUGCGUCAUCCGGAUUGCAUAUUGAUUUUGGGCGCCAGUGACAAAUUGUUGCCGUUCGCCAAAGGCGUGGAUAUCAUUGGUCCGAGUUCGUUUGCUAAAAUCAUCGCCGAGUCCAGUAAAAAGCGUCUCAUUACGUUGGGCAAGCCGGGUAAGGAUUUGGCAGAGUUGCUCGUGAAGAAUUUUCGCAUAAAAGACCGGAAGCGCGUGCUUAUGAUUGGCGAUAUGUUGGAGCAGGAUAUUGGUUUUGGCACGCAGUGUGGCUUUCAGACGCUGCUCAUGCUGAGCGGUGGUUGUAAUUUGGAGAAAAUGCUAGCGGAAACAAAUACCGUUAAUAUACCGGACUACUAUGCGGAUAGUAUGGGUGAUUUCAUUGAGUUGUUGAAGGAUUUGAAAAAGGCGGAAGUGUGAGAAUUGUUUUGACAUGCACAUUAGAGUGGUGCUUAAAGACAUUAUUUUAUAAUCAUUUCCUGUCUCAAUCGCUUAAUUCAUGUUAUUAAUUUGAAAAUCGAAGAAAACUUAAAUUUUAGCGAAUUUUAAAAUAAAAAAAAUAUUUUUUUCUAAUUUA